CCUGGCCCUCUGUGGUCUGCUGAAGAACGCUGCACAAGUCUGGCUGCUCCGACCUGUGGUUCCAUCCCUCAGCUGUUCCUUAUAUUCAUUUACUUUGAAUAACAAAAGAGUGCCAGCAGUGAGUUAAGAGGCCAUCUUGUCCAUUUUAUGGUUUGGGAGGAGGCCUGUUUAGCUUGAGGGUCCCUUAAGUCCUUAUAGGUGGCCCACUGCUGCUCCACAUGAAUGUGAAGAAAGUCCCUAGGUAGCUGCUAACCGUAGAUCAAGCAGCUAAUGGCGCUGAAGACCUCACAAUGGCCAUAGGAUUUAUAAUGUGCUGCCAGGCUUCAUCUUUGAAGGGACAGUAGCCUGUGUGUCCCAUGGCCCCAUCUCUUACAUUUUACUGUCACCAUGUUGUUAUUUGUCCUUUUCUCUUUCUGACUAAUGGGGCAGACCAACCAGGUCAAGACUUAUCUGUGGACCUGGAAGAGGACCAUUGUUGUGGCUCAUUUAAAAUAGCAAAGAAAGGCCGGUGUGCCUCUUUGCUUGGAGGAUAGAAGGAGACACCGCCUUCUCUUUGCCCAGCCCCAUAACAGACUUCUUCAGUGGUGCCAGAUGGUUGUAUAAAGAAUGUGAGUGAUGCAAGACGACAUAGAAGAGAGGAAAGAAGUUAAAUAUGGCCAGUUGGCUCCUUGCCAGCAGCAGAUGGAGUCCACCCAGGUGACUAGGACCCGAUCUACAUCUCCCUGGUUUGUCCAUCAACAAACUAAGUGCCUCGGUGCCGGCCACCCUCAGGUCACCUCAACCAUGAUGGGCGCCAAACAAUAAAAGUCUUGACCCAGUGUCCCCCAGACAGCCUGCACAAAGCAAAUAUUUGAGGCCAUUGUAUCUCUCUUUUUUUGGAAAAGAUCAGUGAAGGGUGUUGUUGGGAGACAGAAAGAAAAAGAAAAGUGGGGGAGGAAAAGUAGUCCUUUCAAAGUGCACUCUGCUAUUUCUGCUGCACUGUGGGCAGGCAGCGUCUCAUUUGGGAGAGCUCUUGGCCGACAAAAAAAGGACUUCCCUGUGCCCUGCCUAUCCCAAUGCCUGUGUAAAUACUGGAUAAAGAUAUCAAUUUGUCUGGGCCGAACAUCGCCCAACAAGGCGAGUUAUCUACAAGGCAAGUUAUCUAUAAAAAACACAGUGACAAGCUUCAACUCUGUGGUGUCUUGAGGUGCUACCUAUGUAUUAACCCUGAAGGAAGAUUCACAGCUUUGAGAACAGGAAUGAGAGUCACAGACUUCUAUGCUUAACCCCCUUUUCAAACACCAUAACUAAUUUUGAACAGCAGAUUUCUGUUUAGACAGCCAUUUGAGGGCUGUAGUUUUAAUGUCUUUCCAAACUGGUGAAUAAACAUGAAGCCCCUAACACCAAUUGGAUCCCCAUCACCUCUGAGGCUCCUCAACAAGGGUCCAGACUACCUGCGCAGGCAGAUAGAUGGUGGAGGCCACGGCCGCUCCAUCAGUGCAGUGGAGAGGCUUGAGGCGGACAAAGCCAAAUAUGUUAAGAGCCAGCAGGUGAUCAACUCCAAGCAGGAACCUGUACUGGCACCUUGUGCCACUCCACCACCACAGCCCCGGAGAGCUGCUGCCACCCCUGGGAGCCUGACGCCUCAGCUUUUCCCUCGCAGUUCAUCCAACACCCCCUUCUCUACACUCUCUGGCUCCUUUACUUCGAGAGAUGAAAAUGAAAAUGAUGACUCUAGAAAGGAGAACCGACACAUUUCUGUUGAUGUUGAAGCACAUAACAGGAGCAAUGUGAACAAUGUAAUGCCUUCCAGCCCCAGGACACCUGGAAAUAACACCUUGGUAGCACCACACAGUGCUCCUGUGCUCAGAAGAAGUACAGGCAAACGCAUGCUGAGGCCAGAUUCCCUUGUCAUUUACAGACAGAAAAAAGAGUGCAAGAGCCACAGUGGAGCAGCAGUGGGAGAAAACAAUAACAUGGAAGUGAAGGGCUACAGUUUUGUCCGCCGCCUCUUCCAGGGCUCCAUGAGAGAGAAGAGUAGUGAAGGUGAGAGCAGAAUCCAGAAGAUGGUGAUCAGGGAAGAAAAAGCACCAUUGCGGGAUGGAGACUCCCGUAUGUCUUGGACCAAUGACAAAGACGCUACAGAUGGUGGACCAGGGAGUAGGAGAUCUAGUAAAACUGACCAAGAACGCAGUCCAGGUUUUGUACCCAGCCCUGGGUUUAGCUGCAUGCUUGAACAGACUAACAAUGGAUUUACAAACUGUGCCAGUGUUAGAGUUAAAGAUAGUAUCACCAAUGGCAACCACUCAAGUAACCAUGAUGACGAAAAUGAUCCGUGGAAGCGGGCAUCACCACCAGCACCCAGAAGGCUGUUUGGGGAGUUGCACCGUUCAAAGUCAGACGUCAAUCUACGCUGCUCAGUAGCAAUAGCAAUAUCAGAGCAGGAGCAUUUCUUUGACUUCUGCGGGUUGGACGUGGACAUGAUAGAACGUUUGGGUCGGGAGAAUUUCCUCUCUGCGGCCAGCUCCAUAGACACACUCUCACUGGCACUUCGCAGCGUGGGUGGGGAGUGCUGCGGUGGCUCAGAUCCCAGUGAGUUCUCCCGCCACUCAGGAGAUGGGCUGUUUCAGGAUGAGCUGGCCGAGCAGCUUCCUGCUGGUGUGUCAAUCAUAGAGAGAAAUGCUCGUGUCAUCAAGUGGCUUUACAGUUGUAAGAAUGCAGCUCAAGAGGGCCCCAAAGAGUCUACUGUUUAAUAUAGGGACAAGGAACCAUGUGCCACGGGGUGCUGAGGGUCUGCAGGUGUCAUUUCUAACUAAAGAGUGUAAACCAGGGAAUCUGUACACAUUCAUCCAGUAAGAAUCAGUUAGUGAAAUCGCAAAAGAUUUGGGUCUGCAGACCUUUACCCUUUGUGUAGAAAUUUGCUGCUUAAAGAAAUUUGAAAUAUAACAAUGAUACCCUCUUGAAUUUCACAAACAUUUAGUAAUGGCUGUGAUUACAUUUUGCACCUUCACAGCAGAGAAGCAGAGCUUUCCUGGCAAAACUGCCAGAAAAAUUAUUUUUGUUUUAAAUUUCAGAUGAGAGUUAGUUGUGGUCAACUUGGUGUUUGUUUCAGCUGCACCGAGGCUGAACGUUCCACGGCACAUAGUUACUUUUAGUCCCUUGUUCACCCUGACUCCAAAGAGAAUGAUUUUUUUUUUUCCAAAUGAGAAGACUGCUACUGCUUAUCUCAUGUCAAAUUGAUAUGUUGUAUUUAUAGAUUCUCUUGAAGUAUUGUGUUGGUAUAGACUGACAUAACUGGUGAAUAGAUCUACUUUUUCCCAGCAAAAUGUUUGUGUGCAUGUGUGUGUGUGUAUGCAUUGCUGUCUUCUACAUUUGUACCUUCUGUUCAGUUCUUUGGUUACAGACAGAUUCAGAACUGAGCUGCAAUCAGCCCAUGUGACCCCUCAUAAGGCACAUAAGUGUAUGUUUGUCAUGACAAAAUGGACACAGUUAGUAUCUCUGACACCAGUGCUCUCUCUUAAUUAAUUUAAAGUGGAAAACCACGAAGCUAUGCUUUUGCUCUAAACUGGAAAACUGUUGUGUGAGUGUGAAGUGAACCAUGAGUACCUCAUUUGGAUCUGUCCCAGUUUAGUUUGAUUUGCUUUUUUUUUUUACUCUUUAAACGCAGGCGUUGGAACAGUGAAGUACCCCUGUGGGGUUGUUAAUGCACUGAACUGGACAGAGAGAGGAAAUGAAAGAGAAAAAUAUAGCUAUGACUCAAAGAUUCAUCUCUUGUAACAUUGAACACUGAGCUGUAUUCAAAGGAGCGCCUAGAUUUGUGGAAGACAAGGCCAAUAAUUUUCUUUAAUUUCAUCUCAUUUUCCGAACCCUACAGUGGCCAUACACUGUCGAAUAUUCACUUGUGAUACAGUCAUUGAUUUUCACAGCUAAUGCUUUGUGCCUGUUCAGCCUUCGUGACUGUGUAAGCUAUAGCGCUGCAGAAAUAAGGCAAAGGGAACAACAGCCUGUUAAUGGUCAAUCCUGUGAGAGCAAAAUUGGACUUUGGUGAACACACAUGUACACACAGAAUUUAAAUCUCUUUAAAAAAAAAACUAUUAAGCAUGAAGGAAAAUCUCAUAAAAUAAUAUAUUCACCUCCAAAAGAAAAGGAACUCAAGUCGUCUGCCAAAUGUGGUCACAUUUACCAUCUGGCAGUUUACAGAUGUUCAACCUCCCCAGCUGUUCCAUCAGCCUGUUUUACAUCAAAACAAGCAGAGAAGGCUGAAGCUGCCCUCCUUUCUCUGAUAACCACAGCUCCCUCGCUUCAUCCAUCCUUCGGUGAUUUUCACUUUAUCUCCAGGAAAGGUCAUCUCCAUUGCUUGGCCUGGAGGAUGCCACAGAAAUAUGAACUAGAGGUCUCUCAAGUUAUGUGGAGGUUACAUUCUAGUCUGAAUCCAAGGACACAUUAUAAUUGUACAUGUGAUGAAUUAACACGAUUACUUAGAACCUUGAUAUGUUUUUUGUUCUGUACUCAAUACGAACAUGGCACGCACCUGAAACUCCAUCAAACUGGAUUUAUUAUUUGGCUGUUUUACAUCUCCCCAUUAAAAACUGAUUGGUUGCAUAUUUACAAAGUUGCUCCAUCAGUGCUCAAUCUCUUUUUCUUUUCAUAUAUAGGAGAUUUUGUUUUAUUACAGAGAUGUUUAUGUAAGAAAUCCACACCAAAAUAAA
This is a messenger RNA of Monopterus albus (swamp eel), 4688 nucleotides long. RefSeq names its product family with sequence similarity 110 member D (gene fam110d). NCBI's taxonomy places the organism in Eukaryota, Metazoa, Chordata, Actinopteri, Synbranchiformes, Synbranchidae. The record is from RefSeq and is a predicted model, not a curated record. Bases 1368 to 2732 code for a protein of 454 amino acids. The transcript has 3 exons.